AUUCGCCUUAGGGUUCAGAAGACUCGCCGGGACAGCUCAGAGGGUCGCGCCUAUCGGGAGGGUCGUGGGUGCGUGCUGGAUUUGGGGUCCUGGAGAGCUCUGGGAUUGGCGAGGGUUUCAGAGCCAUGAAGAAGGGACAGAGCGCGCAGUGGCUGGAGAGAGCGGCAGAUCGCAGGGCAGACGCACGGAGGGCUCCCCGGGAGGGCCCUGGCGCGGGGCGAAGUCCCUAGGCUGCCUGGGCAGCGGAGCACAGAGUCUGCUGUCGCCAUGAGCCACCUCUUCAGUCCCCCGCUGGCCGCUCUGGCAGCCUCGCCUCUGCUGUAUGUGUACAGCCCCGAGAGGCCCGGGCUGCCCCUGGCCUUCACCCCUGCCGCCGCGCUGGCGGGCCGUGCCGAGCCCCCGCAGAAGCCGCCCUACAGCUACAUUGCGCUCAUCGCCAUGGCGAUCCAAGACGCGCCGGAGCAGAGGGUCACAUUGAAUGGCAUCUACCAGUUCAUCAUGGACCGUUUCCCCUUCUACCACGACAACCGCCAGGGUUGGCAGAACAGCAUCCGCCACAACCUGUCGCUCAACGAGUGCUUCGUGAAGGUGCCGCGUGAGAAGGGACGGCCUGGCAAGGGCAGCUACUGGACGCUGGACCCUCGAUGCCUGGACAUGUUCGAGAACGGCAACUACCGCCGCAGGAAAAGGAAGCCCAAGCCCGCCGCGGGUUCCCCGGAGGCGAAGCGCACCCGGGCGGAGCCACCGGAGCCCGAGGUGGGCUGCAAUGCAGGGUGCCCGGGCCUGGCCACUGCACGUCCACCGCGCGCGCCAGAUUAUGCUCAGUCCCUGACUGGAGGCACUGCGCGGCCCGCUCUCCUUCCCUGGUCCAGCCCUGAGCCCUGGGACCGGGACGCGGACCGAACAGUCCACGGUGCCGGGGCAGUGGCAAGCGGCCAACCGGAGCGCACGGUGCACCGCCCGGGGUCCCCUCUGCGCCCUUCACCCAGCGGCUCCCCCAAGGGUUCCAAGUCUAAGAGUUUCAGCAUCGACAGCAUCUUGGCCGGGAGGCCAAAGCCAGCCUCAGGGGCGGAGGCCUCGGGGGUCCCUAAGCCUGUGCCGGGCUUUCUGGGUGCUUCGCUGCUGGCCUCCUCCUCCGGCCUGCCACCUCCCUUCAACGCUUCGCUGGUGUUCGACCCGCAUGUCCAGGGCGGCUUUUCCCAGCUGGGAAUCCCCUUCCUUUCCUAUUUCCCUUUGCAGGUCCCCGAGGCCGCUGUGCUUCGCUUCCAAUAAGGCGGAUCAACAGCUGCUUCCCCUCCCCGCGAGCCCCCACCUCCAGUGAGCAAAGGCCUCGGCUACAGCUUGCCUGUGGGUGAAAAAGUCACCUUGGUCUCUGCCCUGGCGACUGUGGGUUUGGAGCAGCGUACCUACGCGCACCAAACUCGGUGCAUUGGUCGAGAGCUGCCUUCUCUGAAGAUGACUUAACCAGCCUCGGGUAUCUUUGCAGAUUUAAAAGAUUUGUCCAGGACGUGGACGUGAUCACCUCACACUCAGCUCUCGCAAUCCUUCACCGGCAGAAGCACAUUGGGACGUUGGCGUUGUACAAUGGCCUGACCUUCCUUGACCACCACAGGUCCUCCCUAGGACCCGAGUCUCCUGAUGACCCCGAGGGCAGGACUUACAAACAUAGCAAACAUUUCUACACGGAAACUCUACUGGACUCAGAGGACUCCAUGUGCCCCAGGCCUUGGCUGUGACCUCUUUUGGAUGAUUGGAGUUUGCAUCCAGGGUGCUGGGGAUGAUCCGUGUUCUUCAGGGUCUGGAAGAGAUGUAGGCCUGGCUAUCAUUUACAACUAAGGCUAAGAGAAACCAGAGGCAGAGCAGCAACACUCAGUAUGAAUAGAUAAACCUUCUUUUACAGUAAAAGGGCAUUUAUCCUUGGUUUAUAAACCAGGCUCCUCUUACUUGGCUAGCGGCUUCUUUCAAGGUACCACAUAAUUACGGCUUAAGAUGGUGCCUCAGUGCAUUCUGCAGCAGUGUAGCCCUCCGUUAGCUUCUGCUUUUCUUUUUAAGGGAUCAAAGGAUUUCAGGGGACCCCGAGGGUAUGUGUGGAGUGAAUACACCUCAAGGGCAGAAUUUUUAUUUCUGUAGUUUUUCAAGAUCUAAGUGCGUCCUGUUUUCCCCCCUCCCCCGCACACACACAUUUUCCAGAAUCACAUAGUAAAGGACACCCUAUAAUCAGAAAGGCUGGGGGAACAAGCAUACUCCCACCUGAGACAAAAAUGCCUCUGCAUGGCACAGGCACUAGGCUUGAUAGGGAUUCUUCAGACUCAGCCUGUGGUACCCCAAGUCAGUGUUCCCUCCAGGAGUAGCUGGAUCCUGACAUUAGAUAAACAUAUAGGGGUGACCAGAGGGUCACCAAAGAAGUGACCAGAGAGUAUGGGGGUGGUCACCAACCACCAUCUGACUAAGACAGCUGAGUUGGUUACAGUUCAGUCCAACUUCCAGCUUGGGGGGGAAACAGGCAGACCUUUGUGGUGCUUGUGUUUUAGCUUUGUGACGGGUUCUGAAAUUUGACUUCCUGAGGAACUAAAGAGCUAACUGUCUUUUAUUUAGGGUAGGAAGGGAACAAAAAAGGAAGAAUUCUUGGGCAUAGGCCCAGAGUGAAGUCUCACAACAACCAAGGUGUGCCACGUCACAUCUGUAAUUCUAGUGCUUUCGAGGCUGAGGCAGGAGGAUUGCUGUGAGAUUAAGGCUACCCUGUGCUACAGAGUUAGACCUGUCCCACACCGACUAACAAAAAUCAACCAACCAACCACUUCCCCGGACUUGUGCAAAAAUCUUUAAGAACUCUCAAGUCCCCUGCUGGUCAGUGGUGGGAAAAGCAUUUUGGGCAGACUCUGGUUGUCAAGAGUCAGUCAGAUCUUUGCAGUUCAGUCUUUCUGCCCAACCCAGGCCCCACCAGGUCUGUGGGCAGAUGGGGAGGAGGGUGUACAGUGGCUGUAUUUGAAGGACUUUGCUGAGACCCCAUCAUGGAUCCAGGUGGCUGUGACCGACUAGAAUGCAGCAGGCAGGCUGCCAUUGGAUGUUUCCCAUGUGCCCAGCGUCUGAAUAAAGGUUGUUUUUUCAUUAA
Molecule: messenger RNA, 3112 nt
Organism: Cricetulus griseus (Chinese hamster)
Lineage: Eukaryota; Metazoa; Chordata; Mammalia; Rodentia; Cricetidae
Source: RefSeq, a predicted model, not a curated record